GCUGCAGGACACCAGCACAGUGGCACAGUGGCUCUGGAUGAACAGAAAAUUCAGGUGCUCAGAUUUAGCUGCUGGAUGUUGAAGGGAGUGGUUCCCCAACCUCUAUAUUCUGGAGAUACUGUACGAUAACCCUACCGAUCAUGCUAUACUGAUAAAGUGUACCUCUACAGCGAUUACCGAGCGAUUUGGAAUCCAGCCAGUCAUUCAUAACACCCCACCAUCCUGAGACAGAAACCAUGUUUAGCUUCAACCUCACAACGCGGGCCACAUAUUACAAAGGCAAAUCCGUGCAAAUCCGCUUACAGACGGUCGGUGUGCUGUUAAGUAGAACCGCGUGAUGCUGAUCGCCGCGGCGUGGGAAAAAAAACAGGUUGAAAUCAGCACCGUGAGAGCAGCGGAAGUUCAUCGAGCCAGAUACACGUCCGGGAGACAGGGGUUUUUCUAUCUGCAGAGGUGUUCAGCAUCCGGUGUCCUUUCAUUCUGCGAAGGCCUUUCUCAAUAACCUGCCCCCGGAGAUCUUGGUGACCCUGCUUGACCUGUGACCUGUGAUCCUGAUCAGAGAUGGGACGGAAAAUAGACCUUUCAGGACUGACUAAUGAUGAGGCAGAACAUGUGCUCCGAGUGGUACGGAGGGAUAUGAAACUGCGCAAGAAGGAGGAGGAUCGGCUCAGUGAUUUGAAGCACGAGCUAGAGGAGGAGGGCACACGCUGUCUGCUGCUGGCCAAGCAGCGCGGCUUUAACGAGCAGUGCUGCAUUCGCUGCUGUGGGCCAUUCAGCUUCUUCCUCAAGCCGCGCCGCAUCUGCCUCGACUGUCGAUUUAAUGUCUGCAAAGCCUGCUGCUCGUACAGCCAGCAUGAGAAUGGCUAUGUCUGUGCAUUUUGCCACAAGAGCAGGCUCCUGAGGGCCCAGUCUUUGGAGUGGUAUUAUAAGAACGUCAAGAGUCGCUUUAAGAGGUUUGGCAGUGCAAAAGUCCUCAAGACCCUUUAUAGGAAGCACAUUAUUGAGAGAGGGGCAUUGUCAGAGUUUCCAGAGGUGAGUGCACCUGAAGGCAGCAAUGAUAACGAUGGCAGUGUUUGUGGCAGUGACUCUGCAAUCUCCAAGCAAAGUGAAAGUCACAGCAUUGCAGAGACUCUUACUGUUGCUCUACGUGUUGCUGAAGAGGCCAUAGAGGAAGCAAUCACUAAAGCAGAGGGCUACAGGGACAGUCUGGAGAAGCAGAAUGAAGCUCGAUAUCUGCGUGAACAUAGAGAGGAGCUUGUAGAAGAACUUGCAACCACAAUUGUUCAAAAAAUUAUUCAAAGGGGGAAGCAGCGCUCAGAGAUGCAAGCAGAGUAUGACAUUGUUUGGUCUCAAACUCACAACAGUGACCUGCACUCCCCUACCUCAGCAUCAAGCACACGUGACACUUCCCAGCCCAGUACUGUCACAGAGUCCUGUCACAAACACUCUUGGCAGUCCCUAUCAGCAUUGUCCCUGACUAGUGAGGAGUCCCCAGACAAAACUCCUGAAGAAGACAAGGUGACUGAAGCUGCAGAACCAGAGUCAAAUCUUGAGAUUUAUUCCUCUUUUCGGAGAGAGUCACGAGCGUCUAUCCUGGGGUGGAAAAAUGUGGAUCGUCUGGAUAACUCCAGUGCUUCCUCUGUUCUACAGUCUCCGGAUGGAAACUGGUUUGCCUUACAGACUUCCCAGCAUUCCCGACCGAGCCUGCUUACCAAACGGAAAAGCUUGGUGUUCAGUGUCUUAGAGAAGGAAUCUGGCGUGGUUUCGGCUUAUGACGAGAUGGGGUCAGAUUCAGAGGAUGGAGCAGAACGUGAUACCUGGGGUUUAGCUCUACUGCAGUUCCGUCAGCGUCUUUCAGAAGAAACACGAUCAUCAGACUCUCAGCGUGACACAGAACAGUAUCCACCAAUAACCUCACCCUCCUCUGGUCAUUUCACCAACACAGAGACCCUAAACUCAGAUUCUGAGAACUCAGUAGCUCCCCCAACUCGAACACACAUCCCUGUUCAGAAUGAACCUGAACCUUGCCCCCCCUAUUUGCCCUAUGAUCACUACAGGCCUGCUAUCAGGCCUCCACACUCACCAAGACUUGGUGCACUGGAUGUGAACUUUAACCCUCAGGUGGUUGUGGAUAGCAGCGAGGGGGAGGAGCAAGCUGAGCAGAUCCGAAGGUUGCGUCGUAGGAAGCGAAACAAACGAGAGACACCUGAACAGAGCUGUGUGCAGACUGCACUGUACACAGGGGAGAACAGCACUCUGCUGCUCAACACCAUGGUAAUGAAACGACAGGAUAGUCAAGAGAUUCUGAACCCUCUUCCACCUUCUACCUUUCAAUCGACAGACACUGUGACCUCACCCAAACAUGUGACCUCCACUGCCAUGACCCCUGAAUUUGUAUACCAGAACACAGUAGCCUCUAACUUUGUGCUCCCCAGUACAGCAAUGCAAAACAAAUCUGAAAAUGACACUAUGGACCAUGAACUGAGGUCAAAACUAUCUGAAUUGGUUGAUCAGAUCAGUAAGGAGGAACUGACCUCAUCUGAUGAUGAGCCAAUGCAAAAAGUCAUGGAUAGGCAAUGUUAUGGAGAGAGGAAGAAAGAAAGUGAUAGAGUCAGAUGGAGAGAGAGAAAGAUUGGGGCGCAUAAAGAGAAUAAUGGCACAAUAGAUAUGGAGAGGAAUAAAAGAAAAAUGGAGAGACUGAGUGAAAGAUGGAUAGAAAGACAGAUAAGCAGAGAGUGUGUGGAAAAUGAGGUGGUGAGACAGAGCCACAGAGAAAAAGACCAGAAAAAAGAAGGAAAUGAUGAUCUAGUGAAACAAAUGGAAAAACAUCUAGAUUGGGACAGACAACAAAAAUCAGAGAGACAAAUGCAGGUUGAAAGGAACUGGCAAGGUGGACAAGUGGAGACAGAAAGUGAGAAUGAAACAAAAACAGAAAACAUGAAUUUGGUAGAAAUAGAACCACUCAUGAUAACUCGAGUCAAUGGUAUGAGAAUGAUAGGAGACUUAAAAGAGAGCGAAACACAACAAAUGACAAUAAUUACUGAGCAAGCACAAGAAGAUAGGCUGGAAAUAAAAAAGAAUGUGGAAGAAGAACACAAUGUAAAAGAACAUUAUUCGACUCAGGAGAUGGAAAAUAGAGGAUUGCUACAGAGAAACAAUUCAGAAAGAGCUUCUGAAUCAAGUGCGGAAGCACACAACCACAGCACCCCAUCUGACCCAGAGGAGCAACAGUCUUCAACAGAGAAUUAUUCAGCCGCUUCCCUAUGCAGCAUCACCACAGAGGUUCUAAAGGUCCUAAACGCCACAGAGGAAUUGAUCGGGGAAGGUAAAGGUCAUGACCCCCAAGAGUCCCCAGCUAGGACACCACUCUCUUCUGGCCCAGACAGCAGAAAACUGGACCAGCACCUUACCAAGCUAGAAGAAAAUGUAUACUUGGCUGCAGGUACUGUGUAUGGACUAGAGGGGGCACUGAGUGAUCUGGAGGACUGUGCUCGCAGCAUCAGCAGUUCCACUACUGAAACAGAAAUGGCCUUCCUUGAGGAUCAGGUGGCUACUGCGGCUGCUCAAGUGCAGCAGUCUGAGCUACAGAUCUCAGACAUUGAGGCAAGAAUAUCAGCACUUAGAAAUGCUGGCCUGAACGUGUCAGUGUCCUCACGAUUUCCCAAGCUCAAGCCUCAGACUUUGGAUUCCUCACGUCACCAGAGAAGGAAGCUACCUGCUCCACCUGCCAUAGAAAAAUCAGUGGCAGAGUCAAGAUUUUUGCAGCCUUGACACUAACAGUCAGCCUCUAUCCUGGUCUUUAAACCUCAGCCUCAUCUAGCUUCAUCUUGCCAUUUCUGUCUACUGACCAUCAGGCCCACACCAGUGCCUUGAUCCAAAAAUCUGUUCCGAUACAGCUCAUAAGCCAUUUACCAGUUUCUGAAAAGAGAAAAAAAGAUUGAUAAAUGAAAGAGAAAAAUUGAGAUUUUAUUGGAUUCCAUAUAGAUGAAGUUGCCACCUCAUCCGUCACCCAUCCGCUGGAAGCAUACUGGGACUAUCAGUGUUUGCUUGGUGCAACUGCAACUUUUUUCUCUACUGGAUCUCACUCAAGAGCCCCUGAACAUUUGUAACUAUAUGGUGGAGUUUUAUUACACAUCUGUGUUCCAUCUCCCAAUGACUCACUCAAGUUUUUAAGCCUUAAAGGAGUCCAAACUCCUCUGCAAAUCAUCACAGAGUAUAUUUACAUACACACCAUUAAACAGAAAGUUUUACAUAUAAGAUGUUGUAAUUGUCACAUUGCUGUACAUUCUGAAAAUGUGUUGCUGAAGUGUUCUAGGUGUGUGAAUUCUGGUUCUGUAUGUCAGUGACAAAAAAAAUUAUUGUGUAUGAUAUGUGUUCCUAAAAGAGGCCAAACUGUAUUUGGUAAGAAUGUUAUAUGUGUGAAAUGUCAUGGUAGAACUAAACAAUAGUAACUACUGCAGGACCUUUUUGACACAGCUAUGAAACUUUGUUCAAUCUACAUGCAUUUAUACUACAAUUGUUGUGUUCAGUAAUUAUUGUGGAUAAGGAGGGGGGGAUUUAAAGCACUUCAUAUUUAAAGCACUUCCUGUGUGAGAAAUUAUUGGUGACACAGUAUUGUCUGUGAGAGAUUGUUUGUGAUUCAGAAAUAAUACAUUGCAACACAGAUUAACAUGACUGACUCAUACACACACCUUUAAUCUUUUAUUAAGUGUGUGUGUGUGUGUGGUUGGGGGGGUGUUAGCCAAGUGUCCACAAACAGGCUUAUAGCUUGUAUAGAAUAGGUUAGGUUCCACAAUUUUGCUCGAAAUUCUGAAAAAAAUAUGACAUUCCAGCCCCUAUUAAAAAUGAUUGGGGACAUUUCUACCACUCAAUGCUCAGCCAUUGUUUGUCUGACAUGCCCAUAUGACAUAUCGGACACACCUAUGCUGCUUUAGUACAAUGUCCAUUGUUAAAAGCGCAAUAAAAAUAAAACUGAACUGAAUACACCCUACAUUCUUAAAUUUCACUUUGAAUUCUGUGAGAACUGCAGAAUUCAGGCUCUGUUGAAACUGUUGGUGAACUUCCAGCAUUCACAAUCAAUGAGAAACAAGCAAAAAAUACCGUGCCAUGGCACAUAAAAACAAACCUUUACCGAUAUUAACUUGGAGAGUUGCUUUCUGGGUACUACAUUAGUACUACAUUGACAUCACAUGAUGUCACCUGUGACCCUGCCCCCAUAUCGAAAAAACAAUGUAGAACAAAGAAUUCUGACAUAAAAAUGCUCUGCUGCUUUACAUGCUUGGCACUAACCAUUUAAAUUCUUAUUUAUAUGAGACAACAUCCAUAGAUGUUGCAUCGGAAAGAAAAAUCAUAACUUCUGCUAAUUACAUACCUUCAGCCUAUUUAGCAGCUACACUCCUAAAUAAAAGGGUCCCUUAAGGUUUGUUUUUUUAUUAGGAUCAUAGAGAGGUCUGCUCUCCAAUAGGGAGAUCCUUUUUUUAUAAAUGUUUCUAAUUCUAUGCAAAUUAAAGUGAUUAAAGCAACAAAUGCAAAUAACUGUCUCCAAGGAAUUCUUUGGAUUAGUCCUACAGUACAGGGUUGUCUGGUUUCACCAGUGUCCUAGCUUUUUAGUUCCUACCUGUAUUUAGCACAUAUUCAUCCAGAAUGAAAAUUCAAAAAAUCUUGUGCAUGAUUUUUACAAGAAGUUGUAUUUUAGUAUUUUUAAAUAAGACAAUCUUAUAAAGGAAAUUUAAAAGCAUUAAAGGCUUUAAAAGUAUCAACAAUAAGCCACCACAGUCACCCACAACAAAUGUUAUGCAUGCAACAUGAUCACUUUCAGUGAUUGCUUCAGGCAUACAGUAUCAGUGUAGGGUAAUGGGUGGUUAGAAGAACUCAUAAUUCACUAUAAUAUCCACAAUCCAAGCAAAAUUCGGCAGGCCACAGAAACACGAAACACGUACAGUCCACCUACAUGUGGCAAAUGAUAUACAAUUCAGGAAGGCCAUACAAGUUAAUCCUUUAAUCUGAACUUAAUUAAAAAGUUAUGAGACUUCAUUUUGCAACCAAUGUACUUUUUUAGAUAUUGUAUGUUGUUUUGCUUCAGGUGGGUCUAGGCUGAGGAAGUCCACCUUUAAAAAUUAAAACUAAUCAACACAAUCUCAUAAUAAACAAAUUAGUUUGUUUUGUCAUUUAUAUAAGCAGACUUUCAGUAAUCCUCAUGGGAAAAAUUCUGCAGUGACAGAAGGCUUUAGGCAGUGUUAGGUAAAUAUAAUUACAUAUUUUUAAUUAUGGAUUUAAUUUUUAUUUCCUCACUCUGUGUUUUUGUUCUUUAUUAAUAUUAUGACACGUUUGGGUUUUUUGUUUGUUUUUUGUUUUUCCAUCUCAAAUAGGUCCUGUUCACAGUUGUCUAUAAUGAUGUCUGUGUAAAAAUGCAUGUUUUCUCUUAGAUGUACAAUAUUUGGAAGAAAAGGCACAGUCAAGAUGUAGAAAAUGUUUCUGUAUUUUUCUAUUGUAAAAAGAAGUUUGUUUGGAUGUGUUAGUGAUAUUCAGGAUGUGUUAGUAAGAAUUACAAGAAUUGUCAGUAUCGCAUGUUGUGUGCUGCACAUUGUGUGUCCAGUUUCUGAUGGUCCACUUGUUUUUGAAGAAGAAGAGAGAAGGUGAAGACUAGCAACUGCAUUCCCUUUUUCCACUUCAUUGUGUCAUUCUAAGCCAUUGCAUUUUCACAUAAAGAGAAGAAAACAAUCAAAGCAAUGAAAAUAUGCUCUGAUUUCUAUUUGCCAAAUUUGUUCUGACUGACAAAAAGAAGACAUGAAUAAAGUUUAUAUACCUGA
Molecule: messenger RNA, 6809 nt
Organism: Silurus meridionalis
Lineage: Eukaryota; Metazoa; Chordata; Actinopteri; Siluriformes; Siluridae
Gene: myripb
Product: myosin VIIA and Rab interacting protein b
Exons: 16
Coding region: 562-3771 (1069 amino acids)
Biological process (GO): intracellular protein transport
Cellular component (GO): cortical actin cytoskeleton
Molecular function (GO): actin binding; myosin binding; small GTPase binding
Source: RefSeq, a predicted model, not a curated record